Molecule: messenger RNA, 2153 nt
Organism: Thunnus maccoyii (southern bluefin tuna)
Lineage: Eukaryota; Metazoa; Chordata; Actinopteri; Scombriformes; Scombridae
Product: UDP-glucuronosyltransferase-like
Exons: 5
Coding region: 393-1976 (527 amino acids)
Molecular function (GO): UDP-glycosyltransferase activity
Source: RefSeq, a predicted model, not a curated record
GAAUAAAGAAAAACGUUUUCUUUUGGUAUCACCAAAGAGACUAACACUGUAUAUAUAGUACUUCUAUUGCACUACUUUACGUACCAUGAGAACAAAACUACUCACAACUUACAAUAUAAAGGGCGUGCAAAGUAUAUAUAAAGUCACAUAAGAGAAUGAUUAACUGGAGACAAAGUCAGACUGCUAGACUUUACCACAAAUUCCACUGGGAAUCUCGCUCUCCCUGUCUUCCUGUGGUUACGUAACAUCUCGUGUGAUAACGCAGCCUGAGCUUCCUACAGAAAUUACACACUCACUCACACGCACACACUUACGCACACAUAAAACCACCUCUUAACAACAGCCACAAGUAGUCCUUACAACAAGUCAGCUUGCAAACCAGAGAGGAGGCAAUGAGCAGCGGGGUGUGGUUUCCUACGCUGGGGCUGAUGGCCUGGCUGUGCUGCCUCAGUCUGGGGCCCGUUCAGGGGGGGAAGGUGCUGGUUAUGCCUGUGGAUGGGAGCCACUGGCUUAGCAUGAAGAUUCUGGUGAAGGAGCUCAUCCACAGGGGCCAUGAAGUUGUGGUCCUGGUGCCUGAAAGCAGCCUGUUGAUCCGAGGCUCAGAGAGCUACAGGACUGAGAUCUACCAAGUGCCCUACACCAAAGCUGAGCUGGACGAAAAAUUCAACGAGCUCAGGGAUGGAGUGUUCCUCAAGCCACCAGCAAUCACAGAUAUGUUUAUCAAUGUGCAACGUUUGAUUAACUUUACUUCUGUUCAGGUGAAAGGUUGUGAGAGUUUGCUUAACAACAAACCUCUAAUGAGUCGAAUGCAGGGAGAGGGCUUCGAUCUUAUGCUAACAGACCCCUUUCUUCCCUGCGGCUCCAUCCUGGCUCAUGUCUUUUCCAUACCAGCUGUUUAUUUCCUGCGUGGACUUCCAUGUGAGUUGGAUACAAAGGCUAACCAAUGCCCUUCUCCUCCUUCCUACGUUCCUGUGUUCUUCUCUGGUGGAACAGACACCAUGACCUUCCCACAGAGAGUCAAGAACAUGUUUAUGCGUCUUGUGGAGUCCUACUUGUGCCGCAUAAUAUAUGUCCACUUCGAGGACCUGGUCAGCCGGUAUUUGGGAGACAACAUGACCUACAAGGAUCUUUUAAGCCAUGGUGCUUUGUGGCUUCUCAGAUAUGACUUUACUUUUGAAUGGCCCAAGCCUGUCAUGCCCAACAUGGUUUUUAUUGGAGGCAUCAACUGUGCGAAGAAAGCUCCUCUGCCAGCAGACUUGAAGGAGUUUGUGGAUGGCUCAGGAGACGACGGCUUUAUUGUCUUUACCCUGGGCUCAGUAGUGUCCAGCAUGCCUGAGGAGAAGGCUAAACAGUUCUUUGAGGCUUUUCGGCAAAUUCCACAAAGGGUUGUGUGGAGAUACACUGGAGUGAUACCUGACAAUGUACCCAAGAAUGUAAGACUUAUGAAGUGGCUACCUCAGAAUGAUCUCCUAGCUCAUCCCAAGGCUAGGGUCUUCAUCACUCAUGGAGGUACCCACGGUAUCUACGAGAGUAUCUGUAAUGCUGUUCCCAUGUUGAUGUUUCCACUGUUUGGGGACCAAGGAGACAAUGCACAUCGCAUGGUGGUCCGCGGUGUUGCAGAGAAACUCGGUAUUUAUGAUAUGACAACUGAAAGCCUGUUGGCGGCGCUAAAUAAAAUAAUCCAUGACAAAAGUUACAAGGAGAAGAUAGUGAAGCUGUCCAAGAUACACCUGGACCGUCCUGUUCAGCCUUUAGACCUGGCUGUUUUCUGGACUGAGUUUGUUAUGAGACACAAAGGAGCCGCACAUCUAAGGGUGGCCGCACAUGAUUUGAACUGGAUUCAGUAUCACAGCCUGGAUGUCAUUGGCUUUUUGCUCAUCAUUCUCAUAACUGUUCUGUGGGUGACUCUCAAAUGCUGCUUGUUCUGCACCCACAAGUGUUGCAGAAAGGGGACUGCAAAGAGAAAAUCAGAGUAGAGUUUUUAAAUACAACAUUGAUUAGGUUUUCUAAAUUCUGUGGUGAAGUGAAUAAUGGAAGUUGAAACACUGCAAUUAUAUUUCAUACUGAUGCACUGUAUGUAGUGUGUGUGUGUGUGUGUGUGUGUGUGUGUGUGUGUGUGUGUGUGUGUGUCCUCUCAAGAAACAAACUUCAAU